Ruditapes philippinarum (Manila clam) is the source of this 652-nucleotide messenger RNA. Its product is annotated as ficolin-1-like. The coding region runs from base 110 to 652 and encodes 180 amino acids. The record is from RefSeq and is a predicted model, not a curated record. The transcript has a single exon. Lineage: Eukaryota; Metazoa; Mollusca; Bivalvia; Venerida; Veneridae.
AUUUACAGAACAAAAGGAUUGUCUUGCACUUUUUGAAAAAGGAUGUAAGGAAGACGGUAUAUAUACAAUAGAACCCGUCGGCAGGUUAAGCAUACAGACAUGGUGCGAUAUGAAAAAUGGUGGAUGGACAGUUAUACAACACCGACUGGAUGGGUCAGAAAACUUCUACAGAAUAUGGUCAGAUUAUGUUUGUGGAUUCGGUAACAUAUCAGGAGAGUACUGGCUUGGCCUUGAGAAUAUAUAUCGGCUUACUACUAAUGACAGUUCUUUGAGAAUUGAAAUGGAAGCAUUUGAAGACGUAUCACCUACACAUGCUUAUGCACAGUAUGACACGUUCAGAGUUGACGACGAAGAUUCAAGUUUUAGAUUGCAUGUAAAAGGCUUUUCCGGAAACUGUGGUGAUAGUCUUAGUUACCAUGAUGGAAAUAUGUUCUCGACUAAAGACAGGGAUAACGACGUAUGGUCUGACAACUGUGCUCAACGGUUUGGAGGAGCAUGGUGGUACAAAGCUUGUCAUUAUAGCAAUUUGAAUGGACUAUACUUAUCGGGGAAUCACUCUUCGCCCGCUAAUGGUAUAACUUGGUACUUUUGUUGGGGUCGUCAUUAUUCUAUUCGCCGCGUAGUGAUGAAGGUAAAAAGAAAUUUUCCGUAA